CAUCCUUUUGGGUUCCAAAUCAUUACCAACAUACCAAGACACGCAAAAUAGCCCAGCUCCCUCCCUACGAAUCUUCCUCCCACCAUCACAUGAGUUGACCCACACAAACGCCCAUGCCAUGAGAUUCAAAGUAAACAUAUUGCUAUAUAUAUAGCAAUUAGCAACCCAAACAGUAAGCUACAUCACCACUUCCCCCCCUCAUACGUAUUUGUUCCAUCUUCCCUUCCUAACCACAACCCACCUUUCAUACUUUCCCUUCAAACCCAUCAUCCAUCCUUGAUCGACAUGGACAGUAGCUGUAUCGACGUCGACGAAGUCCGCAGUGAGACAGAGAAGCGGCCGCCGCCGCAUGGCCGUGAAAGCCUGCAGCGGAUGGGCAGCGGAGCCAGCGCAGUCCUCGACCCGGAGGUCGUUCUCGAGGCCGAGUCCCGGAAGCUGCCGUCCUCCCAGUACAAGGGCGUGGUGCCCCAGCCCAACGGCCGGUGGGGCGCCCAGAUCUACGAGAAGCACCAGCGCGUGUGGCUCGGCACGUUCAACGAGGAGUCCCAGGCCGCCCGGGCCUACGACGUCGCCACCCAGCGAUUCCGCGGCCGCGACGCCGUCACCAACUUCCAGCCCCUCACCGAGACCGACGACGAGGAGGAGGCCGAGCUCUGGUUCCUCCGCUCCCGCUCCAAGGCCGAGAUAGUCGACAUGCUGCGCAAGCACACCUACCAUGACGAGCUCCAGCAGAGCAAGCGCGCUUUCAGGGUCGCCAGGAGAAAUACGCCUGCCGGCGGCGGCGGCGGCCGGGACCUUGGGCUCCUCGCAGGGCCUCUCGGCUCGAGCGGCGGAGCGCAGCGCGAGCACCUGUUCGACAAGGCCGUCACGCCGAGCGAUGUCGGCAAGCUGAACCGGCUGGUGAUACCGAAACAGCACGCCGAGAAGCACUUACCUCUGCCGACGGGCAGCGCCGCCGCCUGCAAAGGCGUGCUGCUGAGUUUCGAGGAUGCGUUCGGUAAGAUGUGGAGGUUCCGCUACUCGUACUGGAACAGUAGCCAGAGCUACGUUCUCACCAAGGGGUGGAGCCGGUUUGUGAAAGAGAAGAGGCUCCAAGCUGGGGACGUCGUCACCUUCCAGCGAUCAACCGGCCCGGAGAAGCGGUUCUUCAUCGAUUGGAAGCCUCGAGCCAUCGGUGGUCGCGCCGAGGACGGACUGUUUCAGGUGGUCAGGCUUUUUGGUGUGAACAUAAUCAAAACUCCGGCGGCCGCGGUUGGUGGAGAUGGAGGAGUUGGGGUGGUUGGUUGGAGCAAGAAGGGAAUUCGAGAUAUGGAUCAGCUGAUACCAUCGCCGCAGCAUUUUAAGAAACAAAAGAUAGAAGCUUUGUAGUAUUGGCUUAGAAAUUUCUUCUUUAUCUCAUGUAAAAGUUCAAGUGUAUAUUGUAUGAGGGAUGGAAAAGUUGGAAUCUGAGUGGAAGGAAUGGAAUAUCAGGAAAGGAAAUUAUGGUUCUUAUGUUCUUUGAGUCUUUAUUUGAGAAUUGGCAUCCAAAUGGCAAUAAGCUGUUUAUUAUU
Phoenix dactylifera (date palm) is the source of this 1550-nucleotide messenger RNA. The record is from RefSeq and is a predicted model, not a curated record. Lineage: Eukaryota; Viridiplantae; Streptophyta; Magnoliopsida; Arecales; Arecaceae.